AUGGAUACUCACCAUCACACUCACUUUCUCCAUGUAAGAAACCGAAGUUAUUUCUCCUUCUUUUCCGGGGGGGAAAACUUGGAUCAUGUUGCCAUCACUAUUUGUGAGACCCUGGUUAUCACCGCUGUCUUCCUGGUGUCUGUGGCAGCCAAUGUGGGCGCUGCAGCCCUGCUUACCUGGGAACGCAGGCAUUUGGUCAACAAAACCAUUCUGACCCUCAACCUGUUUGUGGCCGACCUGCUGUUUGUCAGCAUGAUCCCGCUGAUAGUGGCCGUGCGGUGGACUGUGUCCUGGACGCUGGGGUUUACGGCCUGUCACAUCGUGCUGUAUGUGAUUUGUAUGAGCGGCUGUGUCACCAUCACCACCCUGGCCUCCAUCAGUGUGGAGAGGGUCCUGGCCAUCCUUCAGCUGCAGGCCGUGCCCACCUUAAACCGCAGGAUGGUGUCUGCCACCCUCUUUUUCAUCUGGGCCUUCUCUGCACUCGCCUGCCUUCCCCUCAGUCUGUUCUUCACCGUGAUCAAUGUGGAUUUCCCUCGGCAGAAACGUGAACACAUUUGUACUCUCAAGUGGCCUGACCCAACUGCAGAGAUUGUGUUUAACGUGACCUACACUGCCCUGUGCUUCUUUCUCCCAGGAGUCAUUAUUGUGUUCAGUUACAGCAAAAUAUUACAGAUUUAUAAAAGAAGUAAACUAAGGCUCCGACACCGAGACAGCCAGCCCCAAGUUGGAGACUCUGUCGAGUGCAAUGUCUCCCGCAAAGAUAUGAGGCUCUUUCGAACCCUUCUGGUCCUUGUGCUCUCUUUCUUGAUCAUGUGGAGCCCCAUUUUCAUCACCACCUCUCUCAUCCUGGCCAGGAACUUCCUGGGUCACCCAGAUGUCUCUUCUACCAUGUUCUUCUGGGUGGUGACGUUCACACUGGCCAACUCAGCCCUCAAUCCCAUCCUCUACUCCGUCUUCCAGUUCAAGAACCGCUGGCGCAGGUUCUGCUGCAGAUCUGUUGUAUCUCCGCUGAGAAAAGUACACCGUGGCAGUGGUCGAACGCAAGGGAUGCAUCAAUGA
Trematomus bernacchii (emerald rockcod) is the source of this 1059-nucleotide messenger RNA. RefSeq names its product free fatty acid receptor 4-like. Gene Ontology annotation, biological process: G protein-coupled receptor signaling pathway. Gene Ontology annotation, cellular component: membrane. The record is from RefSeq and is a predicted model, not a curated record. Gene Ontology annotation, molecular function: G protein-coupled receptor activity; peptide binding. The coding region runs from base 1 to 1059 and encodes 352 amino acids. NCBI's taxonomy places the organism in Eukaryota, Metazoa, Chordata, Actinopteri, Perciformes, Nototheniidae. The transcript has 3 exons.